Molecule: messenger RNA, 2060 nt
Organism: Mercenaria mercenaria
Lineage: Eukaryota; Metazoa; Mollusca; Bivalvia; Venerida; Veneridae
Product: nucleoporin p58/p45-like
Exons: 13
Coding region: 86-1846 (586 amino acids)
Biological process (GO): nucleocytoplasmic transport
Cellular component (GO): nuclear pore
Molecular function (GO): structural constituent of nuclear pore
Source: RefSeq, a predicted model, not a curated record
CUUAAGUACACCAGCCCGUUCGGGCAUGCGCAGUUUAAUAGGACUUCUACUUUCUUUUUGAACUUCUUAUUUGUACGUCUUAAAAAUGUCGACAGGAUUUGGAGGAGGAUUUAAUUUUACAAAGCCAGCAACGACAGCAGCUACAACUGCUGCUUCAGGUGGAUUUGCAUUUGUAACAAGCACACCGGCAGCAGGAGCCGCUCCCACUGGAGGAUUUAACUUUGGAACACCAGCAGCUGUGACAAAAACAACCACUUCCUCUACAGCACACAGUACACCUUUUGGGACUCCAGCUACUACUACAAGUUCUGGUUUAACUCUUGGCCAGCCAGCCUCAACAGUGACAGGAUUUUCGCUAGGAGGUAUGUCUGCUACCACGUCGGCAAGCUCUGGCUUGUUUGGGACAGCUACAGGAUCUACCAGCAGUUCAGCUGCACCUUCAUUUGGUUUUUCUAAACCACUGUCAGUAGGAACCCAGGCAACAACAACCAGCUCCAGUUUAGGUCUUAGUGGUGGUCUUAAACUUGGAACAGCAACAACAUCAUCAGCACUUAGUGGAGGUCUUAAGCUUGGCACGACAGCAUCUUCAACUUUAGGUGGAGGCCUCAAACUCGGCACAACAGCCUCAUCAAUGCUAGGCGGAGGUGUAGGAGGAUUUGGUUUGACCACUGGUGGAGCAUCUACACUUGCGGGUGGCAGCAUAUUUGGUCAAAAUGUAGCUAAGACAACAUCAUCAGGUUUAGGCGGAGUUGAUCCAAAAACAACCACUUCUACAGCCACAAGUAAUUCUGGCAAACCUGGAGAAAAUAAAACAGUGAAGGAGACGCCUGUGGAGAACAAUAUUUUACUUGAUGUUGAUGAACUAAGAAAAUUUGUAAAAGAUGAGAAGAGUGAAAUGGAACAGAUGAAGAGAAUGUCAUCAACACCUAUGGUUAAAGUUCAGGAAGACAAUGCUGCCCUCAAACAACUCUUGUCAGUGGUAUCAAGUGGACUGCAGAAAAAUGCAUGUGCUGUGGAUAAACUAAAGAAAGAAAUGACGCAGGAGUUAAAGAAUGCAGAAAUGGCUAUAAGAACUAAAGAGACUCCACCAGGCUUGCAGUAUGAGAACACAGCUCCUACAUUAUACUUCCAGAAUGUAAUAGAGAACUUUGAGACACAGAUGUUAACAUACAGACAGCAGAUAGAGAUGUUGGAGAAUCAUCUGUCCUCCUUACAUCAGCCAAACAGACUCACACCCGAAGAGUUGAUACUGUUGUUGAGAAAACUUCAUGAAGCCUUUGUUGCCAUGGCUGCACAGUUACAACACAUUCAUGAGGCUGUCAAGACUCAAAAAGACCACUACCUAAACUAUAGGAAAGUUUUCCAUGGUGAUAAUCGCAAUAUUUUUGAGCGUCAGAAAAAGGCUCCAGUGAAAGUCGAAACCAAGAGCCACACAGAUAUGUAUGGCCAGCCGCCAUUUCCCGGUGUCAACAAUGCAGCAGCUGUUGCCAUGGCUACAGCCCUUACUCGGACACAGCAACCACAACCAACAUCAGGAGCACCUCCAGUUACAGGAUUCAGUAAUUUUCAACCCUCUGCAGGGUUUGGUGCAUCCACAACUGGGUUUGGUGCAUUUGGGUCAGCAACACAAGCCUCCACCUUCAAAGGUUUUGGAACUGGAACAAACACAUUUGGGACUGGAACCAGCCUUUUUGGAAACACAUCAAACCUUGCUACAACCCAGGCUGGUUCUCUGUUCUCCAGCACUGUGCCAGGAGCAACGCCUCAGCUCAACCUCUCCACUGCAACAGAGCAGCCCUUUCAGCUCAAUAAACCUCCUGUGGGAUCCAAACGUGGCAAGAGAUAGAAGAUCUUCUAUAUAAUAUUGACAUGUUUAGGAAAGUGGCUAUAUCUUAAACAAUGGGUUGGGAGAUAUCCGUAUUGUUAAUAUAGUGACUCAACAACUUUCAGCAUCAGCAGAGACAAAAAAACCAAAACAGAUUGUAUUAAUGAUUUUUGUAUCAUACAUGUAAAGCUUUGUAAAAUUUGAAUCUGAUGAUGAAUAAAGUUAUUUAACUCAA